Molecule: messenger RNA, 2639 nt
Organism: Andrographis paniculata
Lineage: Eukaryota; Viridiplantae; Streptophyta; Magnoliopsida; Lamiales; Acanthaceae
Product: phenylalanine N-monooxygenase-like
Exons: 3
Coding region: 58-1833 (591 amino acids)
Molecular function (GO): heme binding; monooxygenase activity; iron ion binding
Source: RefSeq, a predicted model, not a curated record
AAUGUAAAUAUAUAUAUUUGGAAGAAACAUUCAAAUCGAAAACCCUAUUACAAACAAAUGGAAUGCAAACCCUAUCCCCAAAUUUGCUCUAAACUUUCAUGUCUUCUCGCUUUAGCUUUAGCCAUAAUUUCUUACAAUUGGCGAAUCCUAAUGAAGAAACUAUGUCAGUUUCGUCUUCGUCCUCGACCUCGACCUCGACCUCGACCUCUUCCUCCAGGGCCAAAAGGUUUUCCGAUCAUCGGUUGCCUUCCAACCAUGGUCAAGAAUAAUAUACCGACAUUUAAAUGGAUGCACCAAUUCAUGAAAAGAAUGGAAACCGAGAUAGGUUGUUUCCAUCUCGGAAACACCUAUUUCAUCACGGUUACAUCCCCCGAGCUCACGUGCGAGUUCUUGAAAAAGCACGACGCGAUUUUCGCGUCGCGGCCAAAAGUGAUGUCUUCAAGAUUGAUAAACAAUGGCCACAUAUCAACAGCCUUUUCCCCGGCCGGCGACCAAUGGAAGAAGAUGAAAAAGAUUCUCGUCUCUAAAGUGCUCUCGCCUUCCAUGCACGAAAAAUUUCACGACAAAAGGCGCGGCGAAGCUGAUAGAUUAGUACGGUAUGUUCAUAGCCAAUGCCGGAGCGAACUCAACGAUGGGAUUGUGGAUGUAAGAUCCGUAGCGCGGCAUUAUUGCGCCGGUGUCAUCAAGAGAUAUAUUUUCGACAAGAGAUCUUUUGGAAAGGACGAGAAAGAUGGAAGCCCGGCAAUCGAAGAUGUGGAACAUAUGGAGGCAACCUUCAUACUCUUAUCACAUCUCUAUGGAUUUGCAAUUGGUGAUCUUUGUCCAUGGUUAGAGGUGUUCGAUUUCGAUGGCCAUAAGAAGAUUAUGACGGAUGCUAUAGCCGUUAUCGAUAAAUUUCACGAUGUUGAAAUUAAUCGAAGAGUCGAAAUUUGGAAGAAAGGGAUUGAAAUUGGUGAAGAGGACAUCCUUGGAGUGUUGAUCAAUCUCAAAGACUCUCAAAACAAUCCCUUGUUGACAAUUCAAGAGAUCAAAGCACAUAUCAAGUUGAAAUCGCAGGAUAUAAUAUUAGCUACGACCGAUAAUCCAUCAAAUGUAGCCGAGUGGAGUCUCGCGGAGAUGAUCAAUCAACCAAAAAUCUUCGACAAGGCGCGCCAAGAGCUAGACCGCGUAGUCGGUAGGGAUAGACUUGUCGAAGAAUCGGAUCUCCCUAACCUCAACUACAUCAAAGCAUGUGCUAAAGAGUCAUUCCGGCUACACCCUAUAGCUCCUUUCAACGUUCCACACGAAUCAUCCAAGGAUGUCGUCGUGGGAGGCUAUUUUAUCCCGAAAGGCAGCCAAGUUCUGAUUAGCCGUCGUGGAGUUGGACACAACCCGAGAGUUUGGGAAGAACCACUCAAGUACAAGCCGGAGCGCCACAUCAGCCGCGACGAGGACACCGGGGAGGUCAUGAUCUCCGACCAUGAGUUAAGAAUGUUUUCGUUUAGUACAGGCCGGCGCGGCUGCCCCGGGUUCAUGCUUGGAUCUACUUUAACAACUAUGCUUCUGGCAAGGCUUAUUCAGGGUUUCGAUUGGAAUGCGCCGAAUGGGCCGGAAUUUAUCGAUCUCGGCGCGCCGGACGACGAUAAUUUUCUGAUGAAGAGACCGCUGCUCGCGCGUGCUACGCCGAGGAAUCGGAUUUUGAUCUUGUAUUGUAUCUUUAGGCUUUGUUUUUUUUAUUGUUUUUUUUUUUUUUUGCGCACAACUUUUAAAAAAAAUAAAUACACUACACACAUUUAUUAUUUUUAUAUUUUUUACAAAAUUAUCUGUAGUUCACAUAAAAAAAAUUAUUUUUAAUAAUCUAACAAAACAAACACGGGUUAGUUUAUUAAUAUAUGUAAUAAUGGGUUUUCUUCGAUGUGUUUGAUGUUGAUUGCACGAAUUAAGAUAGUCAAAUUGAGAAAAAUUGUUGAUCCAAGAUCGUAAAUAUUUUAUAGAAGAAAACCAAAGCCCAAUAAAAGAAAGUUUUGGAUGAACCCUAAAAAUUUUGAGAAGUAGAAAAUUAGUAAUUUGAAACUUUUGGUGUGUUUGUCCUGAAAAUUUUGAAUCGAAAUACUUGUACGAUGAAAUAAAUAGUUUUUUUUAAUGAUAUUUUGUAUGUUAAAUUAAUUUUUAAUAUAAUAUAAAAAUAAAUAUUUAAUUUAAUAUUUUUUUAAAAUUUCGGUGACUCCCCCAAACGAACACACUGGAAUAUUGGUUUUAAGAAAUUUUAGUUUAAAUUUUAUAUUUAAAUAAUAUUUUUAAAAAUUACUCAGAACACAAAUUUUAAAGAAUGGGGAACAAAAUUUAUGUAUCGUUGAUGAAAUUUUAAAUAUAAAUAAAAUUAUUUAUUUUUUAAAAAGAGAUAGAAUCAAAAAGAUUUUAAAUAGUUUUUGUACCAUGUUAUAUAUUAUGUAAUUAAUUAAUUUAAUUUAAAUUCAUUAAAUAUAUUUUUAUUAUAAAAUUUUAUUUAAAAUAAAAAGAUAUCAAUUAAUUUUUUACAAAAAAAUGUGUCAAUUAAAGUGAGAUAAGAAAAUAUGAAUUUUUUCUGAAUAAAUAUGUUAAUUAUUUUUAAAAAGAGAAAUAUAUAGCAAAUUAAUUUUUAAUAUAAUAUAAAAAAUAAA